This is a messenger RNA of Dendrobium catenatum, 1391 nucleotides long. RefSeq names its product dof zinc finger protein DOF3.1-like. The transcript has 2 exons. Gene Ontology annotation, molecular function: DNA-binding transcription factor activity; DNA binding. The record is from RefSeq and is a predicted model, not a curated record. Gene Ontology annotation, biological process: regulation of DNA-templated transcription. Lineage: Eukaryota; Viridiplantae; Streptophyta; Magnoliopsida; Asparagales; Orchidaceae. The coding region runs from base 651 to 1310 and encodes 219 amino acids.
GCGGCCCCACAGAACACACUAAAGCCACCGACCUACCUCUCUUUCUCGCUCAUCCUGUCGCGCACUAACUCUCUCUCUUCCUCUCGUAGCUUCUUUCUCGGUGUCUUCUUCCGGCAUAACUCACAUGUUACUAUCUACCUUCUUCCUCUUCGUCUCCUCCCUCUCACGGUCUCACCUUAACUUAGCCCUUAAGAAAACGCUCUCUCUUCAUGUUUUCUUCUUAUAAAUAUAUAAAACCGAGCUCAGGAAAGCAUAGGAGGAUAAUUCUUUUGUCUAGUCAAUCCAUCAACCGCCGAUAAGCCAAUUAGUCAGGCUAAUUUCGCAGUAGAAAUCAAAAAGGUUGCAGCUUUCCUAAACCGUUCAAAGUUCGCUUCCCAGUCCGAUAUGUUCUCUUCGUCUCUCUUGAAACCCAUCCCUGACAACUUGUUCAGUGAAGCAGUAGGAACCUCUACGUUCUUCACUCUCCUCUUAUUCUCCCGUUUCCUUCGCCUUGUAUUCACUAAUCGCUGAAUUAGAGCAAAAAUUGAAAUGGGGCUUAGCUCGAACCAAGUUUCCGUUGAUAUCCAUCACUGGCCUCAGUUUCUAUUAAGGGUGGAUUGGAAUUUCUAAAAUCGGAGGGGAGAGAAGAAAAGCAGAACGCACCUCUGCUAAUGUGUCCACGGUGUGAAUCAACAAACACCAAGUUCUGCUACUAUAACAACUACAGCCGCUCGCAGCCGCGCCACUUUUGUCGGGUUUGCCGUCGCCAUUGGACCGAAGGCGGUACUCUUCGCAACAUCCCCGUCGGCGGCGGUCGCAAGAAUAAACGCCGAAAGAUUACACCCACCGCCACUUCAUUAGCCGCUGCAGCCGGCGGGAAUCCUAUAGCGCCAGUCGUUGGAGAGAUGAAAGAUCCCAUCUUUCCGGACAUUCUCCGUCAGGUACUACUCCACCAGCCGCCGCCGCCGCCGCCGCCGCUGCCCCUGGAAUCGCCAUGCAUGGACACCUUGGAAGGGUUAUUUGGUGCUUCGCUGCCGAAAACUUUUUUAACAUUUAUGGAAGAUUUUAGUGGCGUGAGCUCCGGCUUGGCCUUGUCAGCAGGGGAAAUUCCGUUUAUGGGGGCGGCAUCUACCUCCCAUCAGAAUUUGAGCGGAGUCCAAGACGUCAGCGGCGGAUGCGGCGAUGGUUUUUUGGGAAUGAUGGACGCCUCGGCGGCUAGUAUUUGGGUUAAGAAGGAGACGGUGUUUCCGGCGAGCUAUUGGGAUUUUUGGGAUGGCGGCGCCGAGGAUUUGAACAUUGGUGCUGUGGCGGAGACUAUGCUUCCGGAGUGACUCUCGCAGCCUUUUGAAACUGUUCUGUGCGGCUUUAUUUACCGCUAAAUGCAUUAUAUGAAUAAAGAGGAAGUUCUGCUC